AUCAAGAAAACCACGGUGGGAAGCCAUCAUUCUGAGGGACACGAAAUGACUUCAGAGGCUCCAGACUAUUAUAAUCCCAGCACUGAAGAUUAUACAGAUGUAGGACUGUGCAACCUGGACCCAAACCCUGCAGAAGUCAUCACCCAAACCAACAUGCACGCCAUUAUUUGUGCCUUCGGCCUGAUCGGUAACAUCCUUGUCGUGGUCACUUACAUGUUCUACAAGAGAACCAAGACAAUGACAGACGUCUACCUCGUCAAUGUGGCGGUGGCCGACCUGACCUUUGUGCUGGCCCUGCCUUUCAUCAUUUACAACGAGCAGCGCAGCUGGCCAAUGGGCGCUGUGGUUUGCAAGGUGCUGAGCUCCGCCUACAGCAUCAACCUCUACAGUGGGAUGCUCCUGCUGGCGUGCAUCAGCGGUGAUCGUUACGUUGCCAUCGUCCAGGCCAGGCGUUCUUUUGGGGUCCGCUCCAGAUAUCUCAUCUACAGCCGCAUCAUCUGCUCCGCCGUGUGGGUUUGUGCAGCUGCUUUAACGCUGCCCACGCUGAUAUACACCGAACGCUUCGAAGAAGCCAGUCUGGGGGCGGAGACCGUGCACGUGAUGUGUCAGCUGUCUUUCAGCAACGACGAGACAGCAAAGUUAAUCAAAAAGCUGGUUCCCUGCCUUCAAAUGGCCGUCGGUUUCCUGCUGCCCUUAGCGGUGAUGGUGCUGUGCUAUUCCAGCAUCAUGGCCACGUUGAUUCGAUCACAGAGCAGCCAGAGGCACAAGGCCGUCCGGGUGGUCUUAGCGGUGGUCGUGGUCUUCGUUGUGUGCCACCUCCCUUACAACGUGGCUCUGCUCAACCACACGCUAGAUCUGUUUGAACAGAGAGGUUGUCAGGGAGAAAGGUUCAAUCUUCAAGUUCUGGCCAUUUCUAAAAGCGUCGCCUACCUACACUGCUGUCUCAACCCCAUCCUCUAUGCCUUCAUUGGCUCCAAAUUUAGGAGCCACUUCAGGCAAAUAGUCGUGGACCUGUGGUGUUUUGGAAAGAAAUACAUCCACUCGGCCCGUUCGUCUGAUGUCUGCAACUCAGCCUUUAAGUCUUCAGACGGCUCCAACGACUUCUCGUCGUUUAGUGCGUGAUAGCUCAAUGAGCCGAAUCCAGGGGCUUUGAAAGUGUAUCUGCAUGUGUCAGUGAAGGCAACAUGCUGCA
Phycodurus eques (leafy seadragon) is the source of this 1192-nucleotide messenger RNA. RefSeq names its product chemokine (C-C motif) receptor 6b (gene ccr6b). Gene Ontology annotation, biological process: G protein-coupled receptor signaling pathway; immune response; chemotaxis. The transcript is spliced from 2 exons. Gene Ontology annotation, cellular component: membrane. The record is from RefSeq and is a predicted model, not a curated record. Gene Ontology annotation, molecular function: chemokine receptor activity. Lineage: Eukaryota; Metazoa; Chordata; Actinopteri; Syngnathiformes; Syngnathidae. The coding region runs from base 46 to 1122 and encodes 358 amino acids.